Molecule: messenger RNA, 3032 nt
Organism: Caenorhabditis sp. 36 PRJEB53466
Lineage: Eukaryota; Metazoa; Nematoda; Chromadorea; Rhabditida; Rhabditidae
Source: the annotation of a GenBank genome assembly
AUGUCUGUAAAACUUCUAGUUUUUUUCAGAUAACAUAAUUCUCGCUUGAAUGAACGACCUAGCAACAUCCCCUCUUCUCCAAGAACACCUCAUUCAAUGUGAACUUUUUAAGAAUAAAGUUUUAUUAGAAAAGCAAGUAAUAACGUGUGCAAAAUACGAUCAAAAGUAUGCACAAUCAUCGAGAAGACAUCGAUUAGAAGAAGUUUUUCCGGAACAUAUCAUUGGUUGCAAAUUUUUGCCCAAGGAGAAGGUAAGUAAAAUGUUUCAAAAAGUCUUCAAAAGUUCACUCAAAUUUUUCAGGCAAUAGUGACUGUAACAUCAAGAAAUACUUUAAAGAUCCAGAAAUCGUCGAACUCAGCAAUUGAGAAGACUAUCCAAUGCGAAUAUUUUGCCACGUCGUAAGCUUUGACUGACUCAUAGUCAAGGGAAAAGUUCUAAAAAUUUCCAGAAUUUGUUCCCUAAUUCUCGGCGAAUCCGUCAAGGAUCUGAGAGUGUUCUUUGGAAGUGUGAUUGGUGAUUUGAUCGAUUGGGAACCGAGUGUUCAAGCGGAGCCUAUCAAACGAGCCGGUCAUAAAGGAAUGAUCUUUUCAAUUGUCAGUGAUUCCUCUCGAGUUUUCACAAUUUCCGACGAUCGGACAAUCCGGAUGUGGUCUUUGAAAUCCAGAGAUAGUGAGCCUAUUUUGUAAGUUACCCAUAACCUGCAAUAGUCAAAAUCACCGGUACUCUUUUAGCACGGUCUUCGGCCAUACAGCCCGCCCGUUUACCAUUUGCGUGGAUCCCCACAAAAACCUGAUUUACACGGGCGGCAUCGAGCAGACCCUCUUCUGCUGGAAGUACGACGAGGAAAAGAUUAAACUCGUGAAGAAAACUGUGCUUUCGAUUGGAGUCAUCCGGAAGAUUACUCAGGAAGAUGAGUCCACUCUGAUAAUCAGCUCCCAAGACGGAGAUAUCAUGAAGAUUGACUCGUCAGUUGAAGCGGAGUCUCCAACUGUUUUGACCGAGAAUAUUGUGAAUUUCGCGCACGUCAAGGAUUAUCUAUUGAUUUUGAGUGAGAGAAACGAACUGAUUGUGUACGAGAACGACGGAAUGGAGAGAAUUGUGUUUCGAUGUGCCGGCAUCAAGCACAUGAGCUCUUGCGAUCAGUCGGCUGUAGUGUGGAAUCAGAGUGUGUUCGUGUUCCUCAAUGGAUCACAUGGUAAUUCUUUUACUCAAAUUGUGUUCAAAGUCCAAUAUUCAGUGCAUAGGAUACAAUUGUCGGUGAACAUCAUUUCGGCGGCGUGUGACGCUUCCUGCGUAGCUGUGAAGACCAUCGAUGGAUUCAUAGUACGCUGAUUCUUUAGACUUAAAUUGCUGAGUUUUUUUAGAACGUGUACAAUCUCGAAGAUCCGGUCAAUGUGAAGCUUCUAAAGCAGUUCCGGCCAUCCAAUCCGGCAAUGAUUCCGUCAGUUUUUGCAUUAAUCGGAGACAGCCUCGUGCUGGGAUCAACUCACGGAGAGCUUUUUCAUGGAUUUUUGAGCGACGAGAUUUCGCCGAGUUUGAGCCGGAAGGACUCAUUCCAGUUGUUCGGAGGGAAAGAAGUCACUUGUAUCGAGCCGAUCCCGGGAACAUCUGCAUUUAUGACUCUCGGAAAGACUGGAGUGUGGACAACUUUCAACAUUUCUGAGGAAAACGAAGUAAAAAUUUUGAAUUCGAGAAACUUUUCCGCGAGUAGUCGAGUGGCAUGGCCUUCCAAGUUUAUCGAUAUGGACGGCAAUCGAGUUAUCGUGGGAUUUUAUGGGGUAAGUGAUUUGCUUAUGAAAGCUUGGGCCGACGAGAAUGAAAAUAGAUCUUUCGUAACCUUUUCAAAUAGAACAUGCCACUUGAAACCCGCCUCAAAAAUGUUAUGUCAAAUUAAAUUCGUUUUUCUGACGUGGCCUGUCGGGUUUGUGGAAAUGAAAGGCAAUGAACCUAGUAGAUCGGUGUAAUUUUAGACAUCGCUGAUACUGUGGAACUCAACAACCGGGAAUCCAGUAUUCGAGACGUACUGCGGAGGCGGGCAUCGUGUUUGGCAAAUCUGCGAAUCUGUUGAUCCUUUGGUUCUACAUUUCAAUUUCAUUCGAGACGGAGAUCUGUGUCGUCAAAAGAUUUGCCUUCGCUCGAAGCAGCAUCUCGUCACAACUCCCCACUCUUCUCCGAUCGUUGCUACUGCCGGCUCUCGGAACUACCUGGUUACCGUAUCCCUGGACGGACACAUUUCGAUUGCCACUCCGGAAGCCAAAACUCUUCUGACAAUGUUCGCAGGGGAGAACUUGCUAUGUACGGAUAUCAAAGAAUACGGUGACGACGCGUACGUGACUACAGGAGGCGGAAAGUCGAAAAUGUCAGUGUGGAAGUUCCGGAGAUCGUCCUCAGAUCUUCAGAAUAACACAUUCUGGCUGCGUCACGCGUGCCGUGCCGACGAAGGCCGCAUUGUGAGCACGAGCGUAGCGAAAGUACGUGGGAGCAUCUUCUUUAUCGCGUCAUAUUCUUCGGGAACAAUAGAAGUAUUCAAAAACGGCGAGGAUUCUCUGGACUCUGUAUUCACAAUUGAAAUCGAGGAUUUGCUGGGAAUCGGAACAAAAAUGACCGCUUUGGAGCAGAAGCUGUUUGUGGGAACGAGUGGCAGCUAUCUGCUCACUUUUGAUCUGGCAGAAAACGGAACACUGGAAAAAUCUUCAAGAACAAAGCUCAAGGACAGAAGUGGAGUGACGGCUAUUGCUGCAGCGUCUGGUGCACAAAAUAUUAUUGUUGGCUGUGAUUCGGGUCACGUCUUCAACGUGGAUUCCAAUGGCCACGCAGAAAUUAUUCAUUCACAUCUUUCAACCGUCGUCGGAAUCGUCGCAGAGCAGCCGGAUCUCGCGCACUCCGUUUCUCUCGAUUGUACAGUGAUCACUUCCACGUCAUCAGGAUUUUCGAAGAAAGCAACAAUCGUGGAUAUGCCCGGCGGAAUGGUGAAGACUGGAGACCGUUCCUUGGCAGUUGUUGGCGAUGGGAUUCAAUUGUUCUUGUUGUAA